Molecule: messenger RNA, 375 nt
Organism: Trichosporon asahii var. asahii CBS 2479
Lineage: Eukaryota; Fungi; Basidiomycota; Tremellomycetes; Trichosporonales; Trichosporonaceae
Exons: 2
Coding region: 1-375 (124 amino acids)
Source: RefSeq, a predicted model, not a curated record
AUGAGAGGAACGCCCACCAGCGAUGAGUCCAAAUACGGCACCCAGCCCAAGGCUGCAGGGCUCCCUGGCACCCCAUCGUCGCGGGUUCCUAGCCCGGGGGGUGAAAAAGGGGCUCGAAUGGGCGCCAGCCCUGCCAGCCCUGGCCCAACUGACACCCGAGACAGCGUCCCCCAUCGUCCUCUCCCUUCUGCGCCCCUCGGGUCUCUUGCUGCCUGCUGCGCUUACUACGGCAGCGCUCAUCGACGAUUCGACCAGCGUUCCAGUUCGAAGAUCGAGAAGACGAGGGCCACAUGGCAACCACUCGACCUCUCCCGGCGCCCUGCCCCGGUUGGCCCGGGUGACCCAAUCCCUUCUGGCCCUGUCCGGGAUCCGUAG